Messenger RNA from Hemisphaericaspora subhashii, 2091 nucleotides. It is a transcript of the gene YBP1, whose product is annotated as Ybp1p. The record is from RefSeq and is a predicted model, not a curated record. The coding region runs from base 1 to 2091 and encodes 696 amino acids. Gene Ontology annotation, cellular component: cytoplasm. Lineage: Eukaryota; Fungi; Ascomycota; Pichiomycetes; Serinales; Debaryomycetaceae. Gene Ontology annotation, biological process: cellular response to oxidative stress. The transcript has a single exon.
AUGUCAGAAACAUCAGAAGCACCAAGUGAAACAACAAUCGAACCAUUUCUGUUUGAAAAAGUAUUAGAAGCAUUAGAUAAUGGAUGUAAAGAAACAAUAGAAUCUAAAGAUUAUCUUUCUUAUAGUACUUUAAUUGAUAUUUAUCUUAGUGAUCAUCAAAAGUAUACUAAUGAUGAAAAGGAAGAAUUAUUAAAACAUAUUUUAAAGAUUUUAAAUGAAAAUAAACAAUUAACUUAUGAAAUUGGUUGGGAUUUACCAAGUUUAUUAAUCCCUUAUAUUGAUUCACAAUAUGAAUUUGAUAAUGGUGUUAGAAAUUCUCCUUGUGUUUAUACUAUCUUAAAGAUAUUUGAAAGUUUAGCAUUUAAUGGGAAUCCCAAGGAAUUGUUUUUAAAAUGUUGUGAAUUAUUAACCACUAUUAAAACUAGUGAUUCAAAGCAAACUGAUAACAAGGAGUUUAGAGAACGGUUUUUUGAUAUUAAAUUAUAUUGUAUUUUUGAAUUAAUUGAUUCUUGUUUAAAAAGAAUUGAAACUUUAUAUCCUUCAAGAUUCUUAUCAAUGACUGUAAGUUCUUAUAUCAAUUUAGCUCAUAUUAAUUUAGUUCAAGAGAAAUGGAGUCCAAGAAAUCAAAGAUUUAUUUUAAAAAGAGCUUAUAGUUUCACAAGAAAUUAUAUAUCACCCAAGAUGCCAACUGAAAUUGAUCCACAAGUUACUAAAGAAGAAUUGAAAAAGAUUCAAGAAGAUGAAGAAUAUUUACAAAGAAAAUUAUUAACUGGGUUUUUAACUCAAUUAGUUGCGUUAUGUGGUGUUGGAGGUGGUGAAGGUUUCGCAAUGGAUCAUUUUAGUUGGUUGCAAAGUAGAGGAAAAUCUAAGAUUACAUUAGAAUAUGAAAUUGAUCCUACUUUAUAUAAUAGACUUGUUGAAUUGGCAUAUUCUUUUGAUAUUCCAUUAAAUGAUAUCUUUAACAAAUUUGUCAAAGAUUCAAAUAAAUUAUUUGAAGGAUUUGAUUAUGAUAUUGAAGGAAAUGAUGAAGAAUUAAGUGGGGCUAUAUUUGAAAAAGUAAUCAUUGAUUAUCAAAAAAAUGUUUAUUCAAGUAUAAUCGAUAGUGAUUCCAAAACUAUAAAUAAUUCCUUACUUGGUGAAUUAGCAUUGUUUACUCAUAAAAUCGCCAUUUCUAAAAAAUUUGAUAAAUUAAAAAUAUCCUUCUAUGAUGCUAUAGUUAUUGGAUUAAGAUUAUUGAUUCCACAAUUGGUUGAAUCUAAAUUCAUCACCGCACAAGCCCAAGAUAUUUCUGCAUUUUGGAUGUGGUAUGCAUUACAUCAACUGUGUACCCAAGGAAAGAAAAUCGAAAUUGAAGUUUCUAAAGUCCCAAGAGUCUUGUUAAUGACUUAUUAUCAAGGUCUUUUAUUCCUAAUUAUAGAUUGUCGUGAUAAACCAAAUCAUAGGUUUAUGUUAUUGACAUUAUUAACUAGGCUUUUGAUUGUGUCACCUGAAGAUAUUGGAUAUGAUUUCAUAAUGGAUACAUUGGAUAAUUGUCCAUAUGAAGGAAUUAAAGCUCCUGUUAUUGGGGUUUAUAAGGAAUUAUUACUUAAAGAGAAGGGGAGUACUUGUAUCAAUGAACUCACUGAUAAAUUGUCCAAAUCAACUCUUGAGGAGGUCAAGAAAGAAACAGGUGAUGAUGCUAAGAAAGAAGCAGGUGACGAUGCAAAGGAAAAGGCAGUUCCUCCUCCUUUGCCAGAAAGAAAGAACAGCGCUUCUUCAUCUGGAAAGUAUUAUACAUUCACAGAAGAAAGACUUGAUGAUUUCUUAGAAUUGAUUCUAAUUGCACAAUCAAACGCAUUCAUUUCUCAAAAUAAGGAAAUUUCAAUCGAUUCUACAAAAUUAUCCACAUUAGCUGCGGCGUUGAAUUUAUUAGUUGUCUUAAAGAAUGAUCCUGUGGUGGUUGAACAUAAAGAGAAAUUGAAUCGAGUUUUGAAAACAAUUGAAAAUAAUAUAAAUGAAAUCAAAACUAAACAUAAAGGAAAUGAAGAAAAUCUGUUUGAAUUAAAUGCAGCUGGGAUGCUUGAAAUUACAAUUGAAAGAUUUAAAGAAUAA